Molecule: messenger RNA, 4161 nt
Organism: Oncorhynchus kisutch (coho salmon)
Lineage: Eukaryota; Metazoa; Chordata; Actinopteri; Salmoniformes; Salmonidae
Product: double-strand-break repair protein rad21 homolog A-like
Exons: 15
Coding region: 913-2814 (633 amino acids)
Biological process (GO): sister chromatid cohesion; replication-born double-strand break repair via sister chromatid exchange
Cellular component (GO): cohesin complex
Molecular function (GO): protein binding; chromatin binding
Source: RefSeq, a predicted model, not a curated record
AGGCGUUAUUGUUUCUGUUUCAGGUUCAUGUCUGUGUGCUGUUAGUGUUUCUUGUUUUGUAUUAUGUUCAGUUUAUUUUACUAAAACACUCACUCCCUGAACUUGCUUCCCGACUCUCAGCGCACAUCGUUACAGAAUGACACCUAACCUAAGGGAAGCAUCAGGGAGUGUUUUUUUUGUUGUUGGUGGGAACGACGUUGGGUCUGGGAGCCGCUACAGGCUCUCAUGUGUCAGACAGAUCGCCAGGCUCCCCUGCCUCCGCCGGCUCGUCAGGCUCUCAUGCCUCAGCCGGAUCGCCAGGUUCCCCUGCCUCAGCCGGUCUGUCAGGUUCCCGCACUCCAGCCGGCGACAGGUUCCUGAGUAUCAGCAGGGGUGACUGGUCCGCUCCUGAACCCCAGGAUCGUCCCUUUGGCUGGUGUCCUGUGGCUUGAGACGAACGCGCUGGGGAUAGGGUACCGUCACGUAUGCACUCUCUCCGGCGCUCUAGGUCGCCAUGCUCCCAUGUCUCACCCGGACUGACAGAUUUUCUCACGCCUCAGCAGAGGUGACCGGUCCGCUCCUGAUCCCCGGGAUUGUCAUUUUCAUCGGCGUCCUGCGGCUGGAGCCGUGCAUCGGGGAAGAGAUGCACAAUUGAGAGCAUCCUGUUGGGCUACAUCACCGCCUGGUACGGCAACUACAUCGUCCAUAACUGCAGGGCUCUCUAGAGGGUGGUGCGUUCUGCACAACGCAUCACCGGGGGCAAACUACCUGCCCUCCAGGACACCUACAGCACCCGAUGUCACAGGAAGGCCAAAAAGAUCAUCAAGGACAACAACCACCCACUGCCACCCACACUGCCUGUUCACCCCACUACCAUCCAAAAGGCGAGGUUGGUGUCCCCCCCUCACCCUUAGGUGAGAAGGUGCUGGGACAAUGUUUUAUGCUCACUUUGUCCUCAGCAAACGUGGGCCGCUGGCCAAGAUCUGGCUAGCGGCCCACUGGGAUAAGAAGCUCACCAAGGCUCAUGUGUUUGAAUGCAACCUGGAGAGCAGUGUGGAGAGCAUCAUCUGCCCCAAGGUGAAAAUGGCCCUGCGUACAUCAGGUCAUCUGCUCCUGGGGGUGGUGAGGAUCUACAACAGGAAAGCCAAGUACUUGUUGGCUGACUGUAAUGAGGCAUUCAUCAAGAUCAAGAUGGCCUUCAGACCAGGUGUGGUGGAUCUGCCAGAGGAGAACAGAGAAGCUGCCUACAAUGCCAUCACCAUGCCAGAAGAGUUCCACGACUUCGACCAGCCACUACCAGACCUAGACGAUAUCGAUGUCACCAAGCAAUUCACAUUGAACCAGAGUCGAGUGGAAGAGAUCACCAUGAGGGAGGAGGUGGGCAACCUGAGCCUGCUGCAGGAGAAUGACUUCGCUGACUUUGGAAUGGACGACCGGGAGAUGAUGCGUGAGGAGAAUACCUUCGAGGUGGACAUCAUCCACGGGGCGUCAGCCUCUAACCUGCUCCUAGACCCAGAGACCUCGGUUGCCCAGAUCCCAGACAACUCCAACCACCUGGAAUACGACGACCAGUACAAAGAUGACUUCGGAGAGGACCCCAUGGCUGAGAGCGAGGGAGGCAUGCUGGUUGACAAGCUCCUCAGUAACGAGGAUGGGGAUGGCAUUUUCGACGACCCUCCCGUCAUCACCGAGAGCGUGCUGAGACUGCAGGACCACGAUGACGAAGAUGACUUUGAUGCCCUCUCACCAGGAGGUCCAGACAGCCCAGACUCAGGCCCAGCGGAGCUCCUGCCCGCCAUGCAGGACCAGACAGAGCAGACCACGCUGGUACACAACGAGGAGGAGGCCUUCGCCCUGGAGCCCAUCGACAUCACAGUGAAGGAAACCAAAGCCAAGAGGAAGAGGAAGCUAAUUGUGGACAACCUGAAGGAGCUGGACAGCAAGACCAUCCGUGCCCAGCUCAGCGACUACUCUGACAUCGUCACCACGCUGGACCUUGCGCCGCCCACCAAGAAGCUGAUGAUGUGGAAAGAGACUGGAGGCGUGGAGAAGCUCUUCUCCCUGCCAGCACAGCCCCUCUGGAACAGCAGGGUUCUCAAGAUGUUCACCCGCACCCUGACCCCCCUGGUGCCAGACGAAAUGAGGAAGAGGAGGAAGGGAGGUGAGGCAGACAGCCUGGAUGAGUUCCUAAAGGACUUGGAGAAUCCUGAGGUGCCCAGAGAGGAGGCUAUGCAGAGGGACAUCAUCGACCAGACCAUCCUGGAGGAGCCCAGUGUGCUGCAGGCAUCAGCCAUGGAGGGCAGCAGGACCACCCUGGACGAGUCAGUCAUGCCCCCACCCUCCUCCACGCACGGCCAGAAACGCACGGCACAGGACACAGAGCCAGGCUUGCCCAUGGGUACUCUGGAACAGGCCACCAACCAUUCAGGUGUGUCCCAGGAGUUGGACAUGACAGUGUCGCUGCCCCCCGAGGACAGCACCAACCUCAGCCUGUUCCCCGAGCUCGACCUGAUAGAGGAGAAGAAGGACAAGAAGGACGGAGAGGACGGCUCAGACGAGGAUGAGGAGGGUCAGGCCGGUGACCAGGACCGAGAGGAGAGGAGGUGGAACAAGAGAACCCAGCAGAUGCUCCACGGCCUGCAGAGGGUGAUGGCCAAGACAGGAGCCCAGCAAAUUAGCCUGCUGGAUUUGUGCAGGAACAACAACAAGAAGCAGGCUGCCGCCAAGUUCUACAGUUUCCUGGUUCUGAAAAAGCAGCAGGCGGUGGAGCUCAACCAGACCGAGCCAUACAGCGACAUCAUUGCCACCCCUGGAGCCCGCUUCCACCUAAUCUAGAGACUCAACACUGGCUGCUUUUACUCUGAAACUGUAAAAAAAAUCUUCUUACCCAUGUGUUUUUGUCUUUCUUGAGAUAAUGUUUUUUAAAGGUCAAGUGUGGGGAUGUGGUCUCUGAAUCAUGAAUGGUGGGAUUGUAAUUCUGUGUAUUUUGGGCUUUUGUUAUCCAAUGAAAGCACUUGUGUUUUGCUAGAAUGUGAGUGUUAAUCCAAUCAUGUUGCUUUCCAAGGUUUCUAUUUCUCUCCCAUUAAAAAAUAGUUGUUUUAUACCCUUAAGCCAAAAGGAGCAUGUAGUAUUGAGCAAGUUUCUGAAACACUCAACUGAAUUGCAUCUACCAGCAAUCUUAUUUUGUAGACCAAUAGUAUUUUAGUAGCUUCAAGCAUUCCAAUGGGUUUGUUCUUAAUUCUGCUUUUACAGUUCUUGACUGUAAUUUGUUUUUAUAUCGGCAGACAUUUAGGUCUCCAUUGUUGUGGGAUUUGAGAAUGGGCUCCAGAGUGGUGCAAGGCACUGCAUCUCAGUGCAAGAGGCGUCAUUACAGUCCCUGGCUCAAAUCCAAGCUGUAUCAUAUCCGGCUGCGAUUGAGAGUCUCAUAGGGCGGCGCACAAUUGGCCCAGCAUCGUCCAGGGUCGGCCGUCAUUGUAAAGAAGAUUUUGUUAACUUGCCUAAUUACAGGUUUAAAUCAUGUAGAUUUAUUUAAAUAGAAACUCUCUACCCUCAUUGCCUGCUCCAGUUUCAAAUAUUUUUUAUUCCAAGUAAUUCCUCCUGAAUUGCAUUUUAUGGUAUUACUUGAAUAAUUCCCUUUUAAGUCACAUACUGUGUCAAUGAAAAUACUUGUUAAUGGUUUGGCCAGAAGAAGACUUUUUCGCAUCAUAUUUUAAGCUAUUUAACCAAAUCUAAAUUGUGGGUGUCCAGAAAUGACAUUUCAUUCAUCAACUCUUUGAUGCAGCUCAAUGUCAAGUAAUCUCUGGCAAAGAGAAACUUUUAUUUGGUAUUAAUAAUCUAAAAGAUAGUUUUGAUGAAAUGAUAACUACUGGGAAGUCUUAAUUUGCUUAGGUGUUGUGACAGUCAUUCUUCGAUAGCUUGAAUACGAUAUUGCUCAUCUUAUGGUUCAUAGCUACAAAUGCAUUGUUUUGAUACCCACAAACUUCUGAAAUUGUAUAUCAUGUAAUGUUUCAGCUCAUCCCUUUAACUCUGCGUCGGUAAACUUGCAUUCUCCUUUUUGUAUAAAACCCAAAAUGACACCUCUUGUAGAUACUGUUGCUGAAGUGUAUUAUGACACCAUGCCUGUAGUCCUGAGGCCCAGCAACUUGUUACUUUUCUAAUAAAAUGAAUACUGUUUCAACAGUU